AUGUCAUCGAAGAGAACAAAGGGUGUAACCGUGGUCUAUCCUAUAGUUUAUGGAAAUGUCGCAACUUUACUACCGCAAAAAAAAGUUCCCGAUUCUGAUCACACGCAUAAAUGGACCGUCUCAGUAAGGGGGAUAAACGGAUCCGACAUAAGUCACUUCGUUAAAAAAGUCACCUUCAAGUUGCACGAAACUUAUUCAAAUCCACAAAGAGGCACUUUCGUUGAACAACCACCAUUCGAGAUCACGGAGACUGGCUGGGGAGAAUUCGAACUUUCAAUAAAACUGCAAUUUGUUGAACCCGGUGAAAAACCGGUUUCCCUUUAUCACAAUCUUCGCCUUCAUCCCUACGAGGAGGACGGUUCGAUCUCAACUGUGAACAGAAACAAGCCGGUUCAAAGUUUUCAAUAUGAUGAAUUGGUAUUUACUGAUCCCUCGGAAGCAUUGUACCAAAUAUUGACACAACAUCCCAUACCAACUCUCCCGCUCAGAUCCUCUCCAAAUAUGCCUUACAGUCUGCAAGCAGAACAAGAUGAACUUCGUAAAAUCGAUGAGGCUUACAAAAAAGUUCAAGAACAAUUGGUCUUGUACAAGAAUAAGAUGGAAAAAAUCACAAAAGAACUUGAUGAUGUCAAGGGAAAUUUGGAGCAACACAAAAAGUAG
Molecule: messenger RNA, 660 nt
Organism: Acaulospora colombiana
Lineage: Eukaryota; Fungi; Glomeromycota; Glomeromycetes; Diversisporales; Acaulosporaceae
Source: the annotation of a GenBank genome assembly